Chironomus riparius is the source of this 2973-nucleotide messenger RNA. The record is from the annotation of a GenBank genome assembly. NCBI's taxonomy places the organism in Eukaryota, Metazoa, Arthropoda, Insecta, Diptera, Chironomidae.
AAUUAAAUGAAAUAUUAAUAAUAUUAUAACACAUAUAUGAGUAUUGUUCUUUAAAGGAAAAGCUAGUUGUUAAAAAAUUAAAAUCAGUGCUGAACAUAAAUACUGUGAUUAAACGUAUGCCGGAAUUUAAAAUGCUUGCAAGAGAAUAAGAAAUUAAAAUAUAAAUUUUGCAUAACAUGCAUGAGGAUUCAUCAAAACGAGUUUUAUGAGAAGGAAAUUCGAUUAGAAACAUGAAACUUUUAAACGGUUAAAGAUUUUUUUAUCCAUACUUUUUGUGCUUUGUUAUUAACAUCAGUAACAGCGAAAAGAAAAAUCUCUUGUGUAUGAGUGUGUAUGGACUUUAUCUACACGGAUAUAAAGUGAGAGGUGAUCUCAUCUAAAUGUGAUUGCACUCUAUUAUUAUUAUUUGCACAGUUUUACUACUCUCUUGCUAUAUAUAAAAAAAAAAUUACUUUAAAAUUUAUGGUGUUGUAUAGAAAAGGGAAAAAGAGAAAAUAGAACAGAUUAAUCAAUCAAUAUAAGAAUAAAGGGAGCAAAGAAUUGAAUAGUUUUAAGAUAGUCAUGCAACAGACAACAAACGUCAUGACUACAGUCAUAAAUCAAGAACAAAGUGACUUGGUGACGUCAGCCACAUUGUCAACAUCAUCUGUUCAAAAGGAUUCCAUUAAAAAUGGCAAAACAGUAUUGAUUGCAAAUAAUACAACAAGUAUAAAUAAAAGCAAAAUUACAGCUAUCAUUAGUAAUAAAUCGAAUAGUAAUAAAAAUAAUAACAAUAGCACAACAACCAAUAAAAAUAGUAGUAAUACAAAUGUCACUUCGAAAACGCAAGUUUCAAAUGGUCGAAGUGAAAUUAUUGUUACAAACUUACAACAUAAAUCAGCUCCUGCACCUACGAUCUCGCAAUUAGCAUCAAAUGCAUCAUCAGAGGCAAAUAGUGGAAAAUCGUCGUCAGUCACAACAAAUGCAUCACUACCCGAUGCCAGACAAGUACUCAAAGAAGCUGUUGAUGCAGUUGUCAAUAGUUUUACAAAGCACACACAAGGCUAUGGUAGAGUGAAUGUUGUAGAGGCUCUUCAAGAAUUUUGGCAAAUGAAACAGGCUCGAGGCGCUGAUUUAAAAAAUGGUGCAUUAGUCAUUUAUGAGUCAGUACCAUCUACAAGUCAACCUUAUGUUUGCUAUGUAACGCUACCUGGUGGAAGCUGCUUUGGAAGCUUUCAGAAUUGUCCGACAAAAGCUGAAGCAAGAAGAAGUUCUGCAAAAAUUGCACUUAUGAAUUCAGUUUUCAAUGAGCAUCCAUCAAGACGAAUAAGUGAUGAGUUUAUAGAAAAAGCAGUCAAUGAAGCAAGAUCCUCAUUUAAGGGAGACGGAAACGGAGAUGAUGAAGAUGGACCAGAUACUGGUAUUGGUGCUUUUAGAUUUAUGCUUGAAUCAAACAAAGGAAGAACAAUGCUGGAGUUCCAAGAGUUAAUGACUGUCUUUCAAUUACUUCAUUGGAAUGGAUCAUUAAAAGCAAUGCGCGAAAGACAAUGUUCACGUCAAGAAGUUGUCGCACAUUAUUCUAAUCGAUCACUUGACGAUGACAUGCGUACUCAAAUGGCACUUGACUGGAUUGCACGUGAGCAAGAGAAUCCUGGAACGUUAAGUCGUGAACUGACACAGGCCGAGAGAGAAUUAGAGACUGCCCGACUUGCUGGACGUGAAUUGAGAUUUCCGAAGGAGAAAAAGGAUAUUUUAAUGCUCGCACUCACUCAAAUGGGUGGCGGUAAUUCUACAAUGAACAGUUGAACUGAGUAAUUGCUAAUCUUAUAAAUUUAAAAUAUGUGAACAUUACGAAAAUUCCACAUAAAUUCAAAUUUAAAAUUUUGCAUUUAAAAUGUAACACAAAUUAAUUUUUAAGAGAAAAAUGAAACAAAUCAUUUUAAAUUGUGUGUAAGAAUUAAGUGAAUUAAUUUUUCUGCCUUUUUUAAUUGAAAAAGUGAAUAUUAUUGGGAUUCUAACUUCAACUUGAAUCCUAUUUUUUGAAUUCAGAGAUUUAAAAAAAUUAAUUAUGAUUUUUUAAUAGUAAAUUGCUUCACAAGUUCAAAAAUUAAUAUAAAAUUAUUUUUAACUCCUUUGUUUUGAUCAAAUAAUCUCUGAUUUCAUUGACACUAAUUCAAAUAUUGCUCGACAAACAAUCAAAAAAUGUGUGGAAAGCUCAAGUUAUUGUGAUUACAUGAAAGUAGAAAUCCUAUAUUUUCAUAUUAUAUAUCGAUUAACUAAUGAUUAUCCUUAAUUUUAAUUUAAUUAAUAAACUUUUUAAAAAUGUGCUAUUUUCUUCCAAAAUCAAAUGAAAUAGUAGUAGAGUGAGUUAUAUAAAGAAUUUUAUGUCUAGCUUGGAAUUUUAAAUUUUUUUUAAAUGAAUAAGCUAGAAAUUUGAUGAUUUAUUAACAAUCUCUACAAGUUACAUAAUACGAGAUAUUAAAAAUAGAAAUACUUUCAUGUGGUGGGGGAUACAGUGUUCUUCAACAAAAUACAAAAAUUCAUUACUUUUUUUUAACUUGAUCAAAUUUAUACAAAUAGAAUUUUUUUAUCGAAUUAAGUUUUUCUAAGUGGAAAUUGAAAGAUUUCUUACAAAGAGUUGUAAAUACAAACCUCUUGUGUCUAUCGUAAACAUCUUUUUUCAUCCCUUUUUUUAUUUCAGUAAGGAUCGAUACUAAAGCUUUUUGGCCAAUGAAAAAAAUUAAAUUUUUUUUUGAAAAAUUUAUAUAUUUAGAACAAAAACAAAAAUUGUGAUUUUUUUUUGGAGAAUAAACAAAAUUUUUUUAGAAUUUAAAUUUUUUUUUAUAUUUUUAUGUUGGACGAAUGAGAGAAAAAUUAUAAUUUAAUUCUAUCUAAUCAACUAUUUAAUACUAAAUGAAAUAAAUCUAAAGUGUUGAAUAUGAAAAAUUAUUCAAUCAAUUUUGUAAAUUAAUAUGAAAAAUUUCCUUAUUUUAU